Messenger RNA from Synchiropus splendidus (mandarinfish), 1269 nucleotides. RefSeq names its product malonyl CoA:ACP acyltransferase (mitochondrial) (gene mcat). Gene Ontology annotation, molecular function: transferase activity. The transcript is spliced from 5 exons. The record is from RefSeq and is a predicted model, not a curated record. Bases 99 to 1247 code for a protein of 382 amino acids. Lineage: Eukaryota; Metazoa; Chordata; Actinopteri; Syngnathiformes; Callionymidae.
GUAAACAACAUGGCCGCGCCUGUGAGCACGCCGGGCGGGGAAUGACCCCCCUGACACUGGUUUAGGUUUGUAUUUUUGUGACGUGACGGGCCACGGAUAUGAUGAGAGCAGCUUGCACGAGCAGAGUCAGGUCCCGGCUCUCCCUGACCGCGAGGACGGUCACGAACCACCCGGGUCCAGGCGACGGAGCUGGUCCUGCCGGGUCCUGGGGUGAAAGCGCGCAUCCCCCUGCGGACAGCGACUCCUCAGAGCGACAGAGGCCAUGGAAGGAUCCGAGUAGCCGGACUGUGCUGCUUUUCCCCGGCCAGGGCAGCCAGUUUGUGGGGAUGGGUCGCGGACUGUUGCGGUAUCCGAACGUCAGGGAGAUGUUCUCUGUGGCGCAAGAGGUCCUGGGCUAUGACCUGCUCCAGCUGUGCCUGGAAGGACCCGAGAAGGAGCUGAUGAAGACGGUGCACUGUCAGCCUGCUGUGUUCGUCUCCUCCCUGGCUGCUGUGGAGAGGAUGAACGAGGAGAACCCGCAGGCCAUUGAGCGUUGUGUCGCAGCAGCAGGAUUCAGUGUUGGAGAAUUCGCUGCCCUGGUUUUCUCAGGCUCCAUGAACUUUGCAGAAGCUCUGUAUGCGGUGAAGGUGCGAGCCGAGGCCAUGCAGGAAGCUUCGGAGCGGGUCAGCAGCGGCAUGCUGUCAGUCAUCGGCCGACCCCAGGCCCAGUACAAACACGCCUGUGUUCUGGCUAAAGAGCACUGCGAGAGGCUCGGGGUGGAGGAGCCCGUCUGCUCUGUGGCCAACUACCUGUUCCCAGAUGGAAGGGUCAUCGCGGGACACACGCAGGCCCUGGAUUUUCUACGGCAGAACUCCAGACAGCUCCACUUCAUGAGGACCAAACCUCUGUCCGUCAGUGGCGCCUUCCACACGUCACUCAUGGAGGGCGCCACUGAACCACUCAAGGAGGUUCUCCGGCAAAUCGAGGUUCGGCGCCCGGAGAUCAAGGUUUACUCCAACGUGGACGGGAAGCGCUACAUGAACGAAAGUCACAUCCGGAAGCAGCUGGUGAAGCAGCUGGUGUCGCCGGUGAAGUGGGAGCAGACUCUGCACCAGAUCUACGAGAGACUGCAGGGAGAGAGGUUCCCCCACACGUACGAGGUGGGCCCCGGCCGGCAGCUGGGGGCCACGCUGCUGAAGUGCAACAGGAACGCCCAUGCACUGUACUCGCACGUGGACGUGGCCUGCGACCCGGGCCCCGGGGACUGAGUUGCUGGCUUCAAUAAAGACU